CGUAUCAUCGGACGUUACUAAGUGAAGAAUGGCUUUUCCGUCGCGACUGCCCCUAAGGGACAUUCCCUUCCGAUACCUACUCAACUUCUUCUCGGCGAUUCAGUCCUUAGCCGUUAUCCUGGACAACUCUGAUGAGAGUGUUGGCAGAGAGGUUCUCCGUGCACUAGGCUUAAUAGAGAAUCAGAGAAACUAUCUGUAUGACAUAUACAGACGACCAAUCUAUGAAGCAUUGAUAUCGCAUCGCGACUGGAAGGGAACUGUUCAAGAUCUCUACAGGGUUCUGAGUUCGACUAGUCAGACGCAGGCUUUACAGACAUUGUACACCUUUCUCCGUCAGAACCUGAAUGACCGUCGGCAUGUACCAGAUGAAGCAACGAAGGCGAACUGGGCGAUCUUACUGGAUUCAACGCAGUAUAGGAUCUCCCCUGAUAUUUCUUGGCCUCGAGUUCUCAUUAGAACAUACAUCUUUCCUACCUGUAGCCGCGUGCAGAAGAUUGUCUACAUGGUGUUCCCGUUCAGCACGGCUUAUGCGUCUGACAUGUACCAGUCUAUAAGCAACCUGAUGAACAACGUGAUUAUCUUUGCUUGGUUCCUGACCAUAGCACAGAACGCAAUAACCAUCUACCAGGAGGGACGUCUUCAAUACUCGGCUACCAUCUUCAUCUCACUUUCUCUCUGGAUCAAGCUUUACCUCAUGAACGAACCUUUUAAUCAACUUAGAGGAUUGUUUCCAUUGGGAACCGAUGAGCAAAAUCUUCGAAGGGCUGACUUCCUCUACAAGGAGAUUCGAAUCGCACUGCUUUUUGUGUUCUUCUUCAAGCUGGCUCUUGCCAUGCUCGGUUUUGCUUUGUUCUACGCCUUCCCAGAUUUCCUCCUAGAAGAUCUUCAAAGCAAGAUGACUCAGUUCGCCUUGUUUCUUUUCGUCUUUGAGUUGGCCCACAAUGCAUUCUAUUUGUUUACAUUCUAUAGGGACUCUAAUAUUUUCCGUAUCAUCAAUGAUUUGUUUCCUAUGUAG
Strongylocentrotus purpuratus (purple sea urchin) is the source of this 1015-nucleotide messenger RNA. RefSeq lists its product as uncharacterized. NCBI's taxonomy places the organism in Eukaryota, Metazoa, Echinodermata, Echinoidea, Camarodonta, Strongylocentrotidae. The transcript is spliced from 4 exons. The coding region runs from base 29 to 1015 and encodes 328 amino acids. The record is from RefSeq and is a predicted model, not a curated record.